AUGCCUGACGGUACCUCCCGCUUCAAGUGCAAGGGCAAGGACCUGCUGCACUUCAUGGGCACUUCCACCUUCUCUCAGUACACCGUCGUCGCCGACAUCUCUGUCGUCGCCGUCCAGCAGGAUGCCCCCAUGGACCGUACCUGCUUGCUCGGUUGCGGUAUCACCACCGGUUACGGUGCCGCCCGCAUCACCGCCAAUGUUCAGGAGGGUGACAACAUCGCUGUCUUCGGCGCUGGCUGCGUCGGUCUGUCCGUUGUUCAGGGUGCCGUCGUCAACAAGGCGGGCAAGAUCAUCGUUGUUGAUGUCAACCCCAGCAAGGAGGAGUGGGCCAGGAAAUUCGGUGCCACCGACUUCGUCAACCCCCUCGACCUUAAGGACCAAACAAUCGUUGACAAGCUCGUCGAGCUCACUGACGGUGGAUGCGACUUCACAUUCGACUGCACUGGUAACGUAGGUGUCAUGCGUGCCGCUCUCGAGGCUUGCCACAAGGGAUGGGGACAGAGCAUCAUCAUCGGCGUUGCUGCUGCCGGCCAGGAGAUUUCCACAAGACCAUUCCAGCUCGUUACCGGCCGUGUCUGGAAGGGAUGCGCCUUCGGUGGUGUCAAGGGCCGCUCCCAGUUGCCCGGCCUCGUUACAGACUACCUCAAGGGUGACCUCAAGGUGGAUGAGUUCAUUACUCACCGCAAGACUCUCGGCGAGAUGAACAAUGCUUUCGAGACCAUGAAGCAGGGUGACUGCAUCAGAGCCGUGGUCGACAUGCGCAAUGAAAGCGAUAUCAACUCUCUCUCAAGAACACGCGAUUCCAAGCUGUGA
Molecule: messenger RNA, 813 nt
Organism: Colletotrichum truncatum
Lineage: Eukaryota; Fungi; Ascomycota; Sordariomycetes; Glomerellales; Glomerellaceae
Product: s-glutathione dehydrogenase
Biological process (GO): formaldehyde catabolic process
Cellular component (GO): cytosol
Molecular function (GO): zinc ion binding; S-(hydroxymethyl)glutathione dehydrogenase [NAD(P)+] activity
Source: RefSeq, a predicted model, not a curated record